AGCUCAUCUCCUCCAACUUGCAAAAUAUCAAGAGCAAAGAUUAGAAACCAUCCACUUGAUGGAUACUGCAAAGCCUCCUAUACCUAUGCUUCCACAAAAUGACGUUCCGCUGGCACGAGUCUGGCUGCAGGCGACCAGAGGUCUCUACACUCAGUGGCACACCAUGUUGCCAUUACUGUUUCGCUCUCCCAUCGCUGGAGGACGCUGGGAAUAAUCCUGACAUUCCCAUUGCACAGCCUCCUCAACUUGGGAACCGAGCUCAGAUGGGCCUUGCAUGGCCAUCUGUGGUCAAUUACACCAAUGAAACUAUGUCCUCUGAUGGCGAAGCCUCCUGCUAUCAGCAGUCUCGGAUAUCAGAUGAAGAGGGUCCAGGAAAGAACAACGGACAAGAUCAGGGUAGCUUUCCAGCAUUGAAAUCCCCGACACGGACUUCCCCAGAGACUUUGUCCCAUGGCGAUAUUCGUCUUCUUCGAUUGAGACCUGCUCCGGCUGAUGACCCAAUCCAUGCCAAUAUCGAGAUAGUACACCUCCAAGAUCCUUUACUUCCAAGAUAUGAGGCCUUAUCAUACACUUGGUCUGACGAUUCUGGUGAUUCUGACCGAUCGUGUCCAGUAUUCCUUGGUGUAUACUGGGAUAUCGCAUAUGUUACACAUAAUUGUGAGCGAGCACUUCGAGCUAUCAGAGAUCACAAGGUCGACAGGUUGAUUUGGGUUGACUCCCUGUGCAUCAACCAGUCAUGUUUAGACGAAAAAAGCCAACAAGUUGGCCUGAUGCGUGAGGUUUUCUCGAAGGCAUCCAAGGUGAUAGCCUAUCUUGGUGGCGAGUCUCCUGAGAGCAGCACGGCUCUUCGUUUUCUCCGGGAGACUUCAAUAGCCGGACCAAUAACUUCCGAAAUUACUACGGUUAUCGAUCGAGAUCUCCGAAAGUGUCUCCGUGUUCUAUUUCAGAGACCUUACUUCACGAGACUGUGGGCUGUCCAAGAAAUCCUUUUAGCCAAGGACCUCGAAAUAGUCUCUGGGAGACACUCAGCGUCUUGGCCAAAAUGGAUUUCCAAAUUGGUCGAUCCCAGUCUUCAAGUGCCGCCCUGGCUCUUUCGAGAUCAGUCAUGGUACGGCUUCACCGGUCAAGAUCUGCUACACAUACUGCUAAAAACGUCACCGUAUGAAUGCUCAGAUCCUCGAGACAGGGUCUUUGCAGUCCUCGGCCUAAUCUACAAAAAUGACAUAACUGCCGACUACAGACUACCUGUCGAAAGCAUAUACACAGGAAUAACUGCGUAUAUUAUUAAGAACUGCACGAUGAUGGAUGUUCUUUCACUAACUGGGACGAACAAGAGAACAUUCAAUACGCCGUCAUGGGUCCCUGAUUGGUCUCAAAAAUCAGUGCGUGUCUUUCCAAACAACCUCCUUGGCCCGGAAGGAGAGUUUCUGGCUGAGGACGGCAUCCUGCAGCUCUCAACACGGGUGACGUUCCAUGGAAUUGUGGACUGUAACCAGGAAACGCAGAUUAGUGCUGAUACGGGGUCUAUGCGAAUUUGCGCCGUGAAACUCUGCGAUAUUACUGGAAUGGUAUGUAACCGUAAGGACUAUACCUAUAUCGUAAUGCAAAUCGGACAGCGAGGGACUUUCAUUAUCACUCUUCCUGGUCCGAGAUACGAAAUCAGCACCGAUGCUGUGUUCCUGCUCAGUGGAUGGGAUCAUCCUGUAAUUCUCAGAUAUCACGGGGAUUCAGACACUUACUCGCUGGUAUCACCAUGUAUUCUUUCCUUUGGACCUCCUCCCUCACGGACUUGGUUCAGUCCCUGGGAGCCGAAGACGAGUUAUUCUCGACAAGAUGGAAUACAAGUGUCAGCAUUUGUCCCAGAGGAACACGAUCUGCUUCUGGAAUUUCAUUCAAGGUUACAAGAGAUAUGCAGCAUCCCUACAUCUUUGACAUCUCAACAAGAUACGAGCCCAUGUCUCUCCACCAUCACAAAUAGCACGCUGAGCUUUUUUCUGUUAUCAUUGACAUCUCUUCGGGAUAUUGAAACCCGCCUAAGAAAAGCAUGGGAUCAGUCAAACCGCAGGAUGAGAUGGAUGUUCCAUGAUCAGGCCGCCAUCUGGAAACUAAUGCAGGAGAUGAGCAGAGGACAUGUCGACCGACUAUCCGGUGAGGGCGAAAUACGAUUAGAGAAGUCCGAGUCAAUAUGUCUCGCCAAGUACUGCAGUUUCGAAUUUCCAACCACUUACCAAUGGGACCUGCGUCGAUUUUGUUGGUCAUUUUUGCGACCACCUGUCCCUGACUUAGCCGCUACUGAGCAUGGUUGGUCCCCUGUCUUUGACGAGUUAAGCUCCCAGCUUCGUGAAAUCCGCAUCUGGACUAAAGCGACGGAACAAUUACUCCAAGUAUUUGAAUUUACACAGAGAGUCCUGAGCGACGACUGGAUCGUGUAUCCAGGGAACGGAUUACGACGAAAAUGGUUCGAUAAUUAUCAGAAUUUCCAGCAUGCCAUGGGAGGGGCUAUGCAGUCACAAGCACAGCCAACGGUACACAUUGAUGCAUCCUGUCUCUGGGACUGGGAAGAGUUCGAAACCCAUUUGAGAGCAAGGGAACGGCUGUGGGACCAGGAAGUUCCUCGUGAACUAGACCCUUCUAUGAACAGCAACGUUGCGGCCAUUAUAGGGCUAAAGUCUUUGGGACUGGAUUUCUAUACCAAACGGACUGUUCGGAUCAGAUAAUCAGUAUUGAUUGAUUGAAUAAUAACUUGCCCCGCGUUUUAAGCUUCCAAAUCC
Molecule: messenger RNA, 2771 nt
Organism: Paecilomyces variotii
Lineage: Eukaryota; Fungi; Ascomycota; Eurotiomycetes; Eurotiales; Thermoascaceae
Product: heterokaryon incompatibility protein-domain-containing protein
Exons: 1
Coding region: 99-2717 (872 amino acids)
Source: RefSeq, a predicted model, not a curated record